This is a messenger RNA of Naegleria gruberi, 1782 nucleotides long. RefSeq lists its product as uncharacterized. The coding region runs from base 1 to 1782 and encodes 593 amino acids. The transcript has a single exon. Lineage: Eukaryota; Heterolobosea; Eutetramitea; Acrasida; Naegleriidae. The record is from RefSeq and is a predicted model, not a curated record.
AUGAAUGUUCAUUCAGCUGCAGCAAUAGGGAGAGGAAUUAAAUUUCAUAAUAUUGCAAAGAUUAAUAAUAACGUAAUUAAUAAUGGUGAUAGAAAUACUUGGAAUGAUGAGGUGGUUAGGAUGAUAGGAAGUAUACUUUCCAGUUCAGAUCUCUAUACUGAAGAAAAUAUUAAGGAGAAACAAGUAUUAAUUUCAUCAUUGAAAAGAAUCAAAUGGAAAGGUGAAUCGAAAUAUUGCAUGUUGAAUAGAGCAUUGAUGAAUACAUUUAUCAAUUCGUAUUCUGCUCACAUAUUGAAGGAUUCAACAGCAAAGAGAAAAUCCUUUCAGAAAUUUGUGGAAAAACCUCAAGUGAAUGAUGAUUCAAUUAGUGAGAUAUCAAAUGAGAAUAAUUCGUUUGUGAAUGGGAAAAGAUACAAAUACUUGAUGGAAAAACAAUUAUUAUCUAUAGGAUCUAUUGCAAUUUCUACAUUCUUUUAUUGGUAUAAUUACAGUGAACAUAGUGAGGCCUUCCUUUAUCCAAUGUUGACAGUUUUUACAGGAAGGGAACACCAUCCAAGUAGUUCAUGUCCAAAAGAGGAUUUUCAAUUUGGAAUGAAAGCAUUUUCAUUCUUUUACAAGCAUCAUUUAGAGUUGGACUAUUCUGAAAGGUGUUGGCUCUCAAUAUUUCGUGCAUGUAUCAAUUAUUUACAUUCACAUGUUCCAGUAGAGGAUUGUGGAACCGUUCUACAACACUUUGUUGGACUUAAAUUUAAAACUCCACUCAGCAGUACAUGGUUUGAAAGUAUCUUGUUACAGAACAUUGAAUAUUUUGAAGAUAUUUUACCAUUGGUAAUUGGAAUAUUCGAAAGAAAUGGAAUGGAGAAAGGGCUUCCAGAAAGUGGUCUGUAUCAAUGUUUGAGAAAUGUUGACUCUGAGGAGGAAGAAUUGUCUCUCGCUCAUACAGUGGUGCGAUUUUUCAAGCACUUGGAGAAAUUUACAAGUCGUGAAUCGAUUAUUUCCAGAUACUUGCAUAGUUUUCUCCUAGAUUCGAUUUGCAAACUAUCUGAUGUCUAUAUUGAUGAGCUCUUGAAAUUGUAUCCAAUAGAUCUUGAGGCAGUUUCCUUUCUAGAUUGUGCCAAAUUGAAAAUUACUGACAAGUUUCUAAAAAUUGCAAAUAAGAGAGGAAUUAAUUUUCCUCUAGAGCGUAUUGAGGAAGCACUUUUUUGGCGACACUACUCACAGAGCAGCUCUUUCACUAUCAGAUAUAUAAUGGACACUUUCAAUUUAGAUAUUUUUGAGAUUCAGGAACGUACUGGAUUUUUAUCCAACUUAUUGACUUCAUUUAAAUAUAUUGUUGAUAUGAAAUCACAUAUUGACAUAAUAUUUCCAAGCUUAAUUGUGGAAUGGAAGAAAUUGAGUGAAAUUAAGGGAGAUGAGGAUAUAAUCAAGGAAAAUAUUCUCUCCAUAGUGCAUCACUGCAUUGGUUGGACUGAUUGUGAAACUAAUUUGCAUUGGCUCAGAAAUUGUUUCAAGCCAAAUAUUUUUGAUUUGGACUUGUUGGAAAACACGAUUCACACUGUAUUUAAUACAGAGGAACGACUCACUCUCUACCAUUUGACAAUGAUCAAUGAGAAUUUGCUACUUUCUGAACAUACCGAGAAAAUACUAUCAGGGGAGGAUUAUUCUGAUUUUAUGGAUCAAAAUUUUGAGAAUUAUAGUAGAAUGGAUCCAAGAUAUCUGGUAGCUCUUUAUAGGUUUGUUCAUCGUCCUUCCAAUGAUGAUGAUCAUAUGGAAUUUUUGUAA